AUGGUCAGCAUGGACAUCAUUGCAGCGUGCGCGGCGAAGGGGGAAAUCCUACCGGUUUGCUCCACCGAGGGAGGGGUCCACAUCGAUUUGGCGUUGUUCCUCGGGUCCAUCGUCCUUCCAGUCGAAGCGGCGGAAGAAAAAAAGCCACCAUGCAGGAAGCAAGGCGGCAAGCCAGAGUCCAACGCUUUCCUUAACGGCGGUGGAAGUAGCGAGUGUUAUGGUUCUGUAACGGUUGGUGAAGAGUCGCAGUCCUCCACCACAUUCUUGGUAAAAAUGGGGUUUCGGCUGAUUCUUUUCACGAGAUCUCUCGACUUUGCAAACCCCCAGCGCUUAAAAUCCCCCAGCAACGUGACACCGAUGGUGUUCUUGGAAGACUCGCCAGAAGCCUUCUCUGGUGUUCAACUUAUUCGAUUCGGAGGCGUAGACUCUGUGGGCUCGGCGGCUGGAGACGAUGGCGGCUGCAGUUCGUUGGACACCAAAGGUUGUAAAUCUUCCUCGGACGUAACAAGUCCCGAACUUGUUGCAGGAGAGGACACAUCGGGGUUAUCUUCCCCUUCCGAUGACAACGAGUCGAGCAACAGCGGAUCCAAGGAGGGUGAGGACGCCACGAUUCCCCCACUCGUGACAGGCGGCAUGAGACUGAGAUGCCAGCCGGGGCUCGAGAUGUCGAACGCGAUGGGUGGUCGGCUUCAGGACGAGAUGGUGCGAGCACUUCCACCCGCUCUCGAGGCGAGGGGAUCAGACGAACGUCAGGUGAGCGCAUCCAGAGCGGCCUUUUCGAUUGCCCAAAAGGAGGCUCUAGCAUACUCGUGCCAGCUCAGCGCUUCUCAUGAGGCCGUGAUUACGCUUCUCGCAGCUAGACCGCCGUGCUUCACUCCAGACGUGCCACGCCGAGCCCCUGAUCCCACUGUUCCGUCGGGUGGAGAACCGCCGAGUGGAGUGAGCGACGACGUCGAACGCGACCAGAACAGGGUCCUCAACAACCUGAUCGAGACUCUAUUCGCAUACAAGAGCACAAUCGAAAAGGGACCCGACACGGUGUCACGGUGCGAGCGAGCCUCACAAGCGCAGCAUGCGGAGGUCGCCCGCAACGGCGAACAGGUGGCAUACCGCCUGACUUCAUGCGCCCUUCAGUUUCUUGCCCGAAGUGGAGAUGUUCUUCACGCCUGCGGAUCGGACCCUGUCUUCUACAGCCCGGUCUUCCCCGGGGUUAAAGCUCUGGUGCACAGCGCCAUCCGCAAUGUCGCCGGCGCGAUGAGGCCGCUAAAUCAGGACCGGGAGGGAGAAUUGGAGCGCGUCGUUGUGGGCAGUUUGACGCGAAGUAUGACUACAAGAGUCCCAAGCGACUGCACGUGGGUCGUUCCGCUGGCAGCGUUGGCCGUCGGUAACCCGGACGACUUUCCAGCAAAAGGAUGGUGGGAUGCUUUCGGUACGCUCGUUGCUGAUCGACGCAGGGGGGGCGAAGAACCAAGUGGAGAUUCCAGCCGAAUAUCACUAGCGAAGCUUUUCAAAAUGGUUACGGCAGCAGAUAAGGUCGGAGCCAGUGACAGCCAUGCGGGCAUCGCACAGGAGUCAGACUGUAGCCCCGGCCGAGACCCCGACCAUCUGGAAGCCCAUACACUGGGUGCUGGCCAGGAUGAGUCUGCCACCCAGGGAGUGAAUAAGGUUCAGGCCGUUGUCAAUUCGUGGCGUGAGCACCACGAUAGUGAGGUACCGACGGUGACAACUGUGAAUGACGAUAGAGAGCGGGAGUCUGUUCGCGAAGCCGGCGACGACGAAGAAAGCGACGGCGAUGAAACCAUCCAACCUGGAAUUACCCUGUCACCUCAGCGGUGGGAUUUAGGGUUCGACACCUCUGACUGGGUGCGAGAUGGAGGUGCCGCGGCUGCUGCUGCAUACAAUAGAAACCAAGGUACCUCUUCCGGGAUCGAGGAUGGUGUCGACGGUCCCUAUGAGCGUGGUGCCGGAAACUUUGACUCUUUCUGUUUUUCCCUUUCAAGCCUGUGGACGGCGGCCGUGAGCGAUCGAUCCAAGAUGAAUGCCACCCAGGCGGCGCAAGCCAAGGCGUUCAGCAGCGAUGGUGUGCUGCGCCGUCUUGUGCUUCUGGAGGCCACCAUGAACAGCGUCUUUGGCCGCCUGCCGGGUUUUGUGUUGUGCGAGGCCAAUGGGCUUGGUAUCGCUGUCGGAAGUGAGCAGAGCGAUGAGAUUGUGUCCGCGGAGACUAGUAAGGAAUUCACUGCCCGGGCCAGCAGUCUCUUCGGCAUCUCCACAUCGAGGUUGCGAGGGGUGGCCUCCGCCAAGAAGCUGCCCUCUUCCGCUGCUGCGAAUAGUGCAGAUGCGGACAGCGAUGAGAGUCUUCGUUUUAGUCGUACCGAGAACGUAGGCAUGCCAGCAGCAGAGGGGACGACGCCAGCUUUGUUGAACGCCAGCACCCAGUUCGACACCGGCGAAGACGAAGAAUCAAAAUUCAUCACUUUUGUCGCGGAAACGUUCCGGCCUCAAAGAGACGACAGCGACUGGCACAAGGAGGACCAACCCGUCCCCACUCCGCUGGAAACAUCGACGGGCGCCAAGAAUACCGUUGCCCUCGUAGUGGCCGAUCAGUCGACAACAUCGGUAUCAACGACCACCGUCGUGGAAGAUGACAUGACAUCGAUGGCGACACAUCCAGAGGACAAAACUGUCAAGAACCAAAUGAUACAACAGCGGAUGACCUCUGAGGCAGACUCGUCACCUGUUGCCAGCUCCCCUCCGACGGCUGAUCACGAUGGUUCCGCCACGGCCGCCGCGCUCGGGGCUUCGCCCGAGCGGACUACCAUCGGCAAUCCUCAACAAUCACCGUCCACUGCAGAUAACCCAGUUACGGCAGUAGCCAAGGAGUUUUUUGCAAGAGGAAACUUGAGGUGCGAGAGGGAAUGUGUGUAG
Ectocarpus sp. CCAP 1310/34 is the source of this 2925-nucleotide messenger RNA. The record is from the annotation of a GenBank genome assembly. Lineage: Eukaryota; Phaeophyceae; Ectocarpales; Ectocarpaceae.